AUGGGAAAAUGUCAUUUGAUGAGGAAACAUCGAGAAGAAUCAGUUUCGACGAGUUCGAUUAGAGAGAAAGGUGAGAAGAAACAUCCUUAUUAUAGGGGUACCGGACAGAAAUGGCGCUCUGUUGAGAAACUCUUUUUGCAGUGCAAAUUGAGCGACCUCGGGGCCGAGUUUGAAAAUUUAGGCCACGUUUUCAGUGGAAAAUUACUUCGCGGCCUAGAAAUUCGACCAGAUUGCGAACAGCGCGCCCUUUCUGUCCGGUGCCCCUAUAAUAAUUUUCCACUGAAAAUGUGGCCUAACUUUUCAAACUCGGCCCCGAGGUCGCUCAAUUUGCACUGCAAAAAGAGUUUCUCAACAGAGCGCCAUUUCUGUGCGGUGCCCCUAUAAUAGCUGCACAACGUGUUCGGUCACUUUUCCAGAACCAUUCAUUUUAUUGUCGAUUAUUUCAGGUGAUCUGAACUGGAACACGAGAAAUUUUGUGCCGGAAUUCGAUAAAAUCUCUGAGCACAAUAAGUUGUGGCUAAUGGAACCGGGGAGGAAUGUAAGGACUUCCGAAUUAUAGUCAUUGUUUGUUUCCGAGAUGAUCGUUGCCCUGAAAACUGAAAUUCCCGACCAAAAAGAACUUUCUGUCUAAUUAACUCGUCCCAUAAAAGCGGACAUUUCUGAAUUCUUCGUAGACAUCGAUGAGUCGAAGGAGUCCUGAUGGCUCUGAAAAAGUUUGAAAGUAGAGCUGGUUAGGCUGGUCGAACAGGCGAUUUCAGGCGCUUGCGCCUGUUUUUUCGUGCGCCUGUUCGACCAGCUCAGCUGGUGAUUCGAGAUCCUAAAGCUUUCGGGUUUUUGGCGAUCAUCCAUGUGCACUUUUUUCUGCCCUACCUUCUGUCCUAGUUAAUGAGGAAUUCUGCUUUUCAAAAAACCCAUUCCGAUCAGCUCUGGUGACUACGUCAAAAGGUCACGUCUUUACACAACAGUUUCAAAACAUGUGCAUUCUGGCACAUUCUUGUCAUAAAUUCAAGAGUUUGAAGAUUGAUUCUGAUUUUUCUCUUUUGAUCAUAUUGUGUACGUUUUCUUGAAAUACUUGGACCCGCUUGUUUCAUUCCCAGAACCGUUUGAAAGUUCACGUGUUCACUUCUCAAUUUCUCCGUAACAACAAUUUCCGUUUAUGGCCCGCCAGCAGAUUCUGACGACUCCAAAAAUGUUCUCUUGGUCCGAUCUACCAGCCUGAUUUCUUCUCCCUAACAGUGCUUUUGAAAUCUGCCCGCUGCGCGAGGCCGAGCUCACGCUCAAAAGCAGUUUUUGUCAAGUGGCCGAGUUUUUGAUGAAAUGGCCUAGGUUUCCGUGGUGGUCGAAAUGGCGGAAUGCCGUUUUUGAUUUCGAUUUGCCGCGAAAGAAGAGUUGUCUUAUUUUCAGUGAAUUGUCAAGGUAAUUUCAGAUUUUUAAAGCCAGAAAUAAAAAUUAACAAUUUAUUUCAAUUGGACGUUAUUCGUUUCUUACCGUUACUAUCUUACUCUUGUAAAAAUUAGGCGAAACCUUUAAUUUCUCGAAAUUUUAGGAUGUUAAAUUUCAACGAACUCCUUGGCCGUGUGGACAAACAAGGGCUCACCGAGUUCUUCGAUAACCCAGCAUUCCAGCAGCACAGAGAGCUCUUCGUAUGAUCUGUUCGUAUCGGACUGCUAAACCCCUCAUUCAGUUGCAGGCGACUCGUAAUUUCAUCGCCGGAUCUGGCAUUCAGCAUGCGGUCGGCGGUGCCCUUGGAUCCUCCGAAAAUACCUGGACGCGGGAGAAUCAGCCAGUUCAGAGAAAUCUCAUCUUCGGAGAGAAAGGCAUCGAGUUGCCGGGUCGUCUUGGCAAGGAACCGACCGCCUCUGAAGAAACUUUCACUGACGACGCCAUCGCCAAUCAGCCACAAGUUGUGAUCGACGACAUCGACAGUGAAGAAGUAUUUGUUUUUAUGCAAAAAAAAGUAAUGAAACAUGUUUUCAGCUGGACGAAGAUGUCGCUCGAGUGAAAGUGGAAGCGGACCGCGCGUUCUUCAAUCACAUGCUUCUUUCUCGUCCGGCGGCUGUUCCCAUCAAUCCGGCUCAUGCUAUGGAACGAGAUGUAACGAUUAUCAGGCAUUUUUUACUUAUCUAACUUUGUUUCAGGACCUACCACUGGGCAAUGGAACGUUUGUGAACAAAAAUGUUGUCGAUCGAAGAGAGCUGAUCUUCGGAGAUAAACUUCAAAAGUAUUUGAAGAACCAGGGCAAGAAGAACAUUGUGGAGCUGAUGAAAGAAGCCGUGGAAGAGAGCGGAACGGAUGGUGCACUGGGAGAUGUGUGGAACGACGUGACAUCAGUUAUGAACAGAAAGACAGUGUCCGAUCGAGAUGACGUGACGACAACUGCCGUGCUUCUGGAGGACGCCUGCAAGUAUCUGCAGACAGUGUUUGCAGAACACAUGCAGACCGUCGUCGAUCGGAAUCUGGAAGUUGCCGAGAGAGGAGGAAUCCCUGGCACUCGAGGACUCGUGAACGCCUACCUGAAAGUGGGAACCGAGGAUCCGUUUCAGCCAGAAGAUGACAGCAUCGAUGGAAUGCCCACUUGGCAAGUGACGUACCAUUGUGUUCGUGCCGGAGACAUGGCUGCUGCUGCCGAAACACUCAACAGACUGAAGUCGUUCCCACAGUGCGCCACACUCGUCGCCUCUCUCAACCACGUGGCAAAGCAUAAAAAGUGGGACUUUAUAAGAAAAUGAAAAAGAAUACGAAGUUCUUUUCAGAUUAGACGCGGAUCUGAAGAAAAAAUUGAAAGUAGAGUGGAGACACAAUGUCGGGCACACGAGAGAUAAGUACAAACGGGCCCUCUACGCCGCCCUUCUCGGCGGUCUCGAAUCGGCCGCACUCGCUGACACUCUUGAGAACUGGAUCUGGUUCAAACUGCAUCCCCUGCACGUCGAUCCGCAUCUGACUCCUCUUCUGUUUCAAGAAGUACAGAAGGCCGUUUCCAUCGAUUACGGUACGACUUGACCCGUCAGAUAGAGUAGUAAUCGUGAAUUCCAGGAGAGCAGUAUUUCAUGUCGAACGGACCGUCAGAGUUCCAGUACUUCUUCACCGCCCUCUGGCUUUCCGGACAAUUCGAAAGAGCCAUUUAUGUGAAGAUUUUUUUGAGUCUACCUAAUUAGACAACUGAAUUGCAGCUUCUUCAUGAAUGUGGACAGCGAGUCGACAGUGUCCACGUGGCAGUUCUUGCUCACAGACUUGGCUACCUUCGGAUGUCGCCCAAAUCGACAGAUGAGAUGUGUAAGUCAACAAUAUCUAUUCAGUGAUGACAGAAUGCUCAUUCCAGUGGUUGUGGAUUCGAACCAACCCACUAAAUGUCAUCUGAAUCUGGCCCGUCUCAUCGUCGCCUACACUAAAAGUUUCGAGCUCGUCGACGUUCCGCGAUCUCUUGACUACUGGUUCUUGCUGAAAGGAGUUGUCACUCCGACCGGAUCCGACGUGUUCGAAAUGGCAGUUAGCAGAUCUGUGUAUCUGACGGGACAGGCUGAUGCUAUUCUCGGAAAACUGACCGCGGAUGGAAGAAGAGAGAAAGGAUUGAUAGACGAGUAAGAUAGAACAGUUUAUGAAAGGAAUUAGAGUAAACUGAAAGUGAGAGUGUUGCUAGAAACGGUCGACGGAAACUGGAAGCGCACUCGUUUCUGAUUGCUGAAACAGGUGCAUCGCUCGAGGAACGAGGCGGUCGCCGUGGCCGCCUGCGUCGAGUCGAAUGUGAUCUCCGAGUGUGCCACCGAGUCGACAAAAGUGCUUGUUUCUUCCGAAUCCUCGCUGAAUUCACAGUGAAUCGGACAUCGUUGUUUCUGACGGAGAACUGAACGGCCGGGCACUUGGCUGAUGUGCGGCGGGGUGAAAUGCACUUCGUUUCCGCAUUCCGGACGGUUUUCAGACGGCUCUAUGUUCCCUUCAGACUGAAAUUAGAAAAAAUAUGGUUUUAAUCAAACACUGCCUGACGUUUGUCUUUUUCGGUGUUUUCCGUGUGCAAAAGCUGACCAAACUGGCCACGAUGAUAACAUUUAUGAGAAAGGUUGUGAACAAUUUGUUUAUAGUAGCCAGGAGUAUGUCUGAAAAGAAAAAGCUCAUCCACCCGACUCCAUCAGAAAUACUAACACUCGUGGAACAUUUCGGAGAAGGAAAUGACAAGAGAUACACGUCGAAUUAUGUUCGUUUUCAGAUAUUUGGAUGAUCCGUCCGAGGUUAUUUGCCGCGUGGCCACUGACACCGAACUAACCGGAGAAUGGGAGCACGCCGUCAAGCUGUACCUGCUGGCCUCGAAACCGACGAAUGCGGCCAAACUGCUUGCGUCGGAAAUCAGCGAGACUCUUCGGGCGGACAACAAGGAAAAGAUCGCGGACUUGGUGAACGUCGCCGAGCAGUUCAAGAGAGUCCAGAGAGGAUGUUCGUCCGCCGAGUACGCGGAGCUCUCUCUUCUCGUCGAUCUCGCUGUUCUCUUCGAUCACUGUCGAAACGAGAAUGCAGAAACCGCCUUUGGGUUCGUGAAUUCACCCGCAUCAAAUAUAAUUUGCUUUCAGAAUUUCCACCCAGCUGCGUCUGAUUCCUUCUGAGCCCGAUCAAGUGACGGUGAUCGUCAACGAGUUUCACAUGGUCCCGCAGAAAGUCCGUGAGGUUCUUCCGGAUGCGUGCUUGCUCCUGAUGAAGUGCCUCGUCGAUCACUGCAUUCGCCAGUCGACAACUCAAUCGGAUCAACGUGGAAGCAACACCUCAGCCGGCUCCACGUCCAUCUUUUCCCCGUCGAAUAGAUAUGUGAAACAGGUAAGAAUUGAAUUCAUUGGACUCGUUUACAACUGA
Molecule: messenger RNA, 4836 nt
Organism: Caenorhabditis sp. 36 PRJEB53466
Lineage: Eukaryota; Metazoa; Nematoda; Chromadorea; Rhabditida; Rhabditidae
Source: the annotation of a GenBank genome assembly